Molecule: messenger RNA, 1762 nt
Organism: Aspergillus saccharolyticus JOP 1030-1
Lineage: Eukaryota; Fungi; Ascomycota; Eurotiomycetes; Eurotiales; Aspergillaceae
Product: glutamyl-tRNA(Gln) amidotransferase subunit HER2
Exons: 4
Coding region: 50-1561 (503 amino acids)
Biological process (GO): glutaminyl-tRNAGln biosynthesis via transamidation; mitochondrial translation
Cellular component (GO): mitochondrion; glutamyl-tRNA(Gln) amidotransferase complex
Molecular function (GO): glutaminyl-tRNA synthase (glutamine-hydrolyzing) activity
Source: RefSeq, a predicted model, not a curated record
CUCUACUCCGCGUUUGCUCAAUUCACUACGUCGAGCUCACUGCAUACUAAUGUCCCUUUUGCGCGAAGCAGAGAGAUGCGUUGCCAAUCAGAGUUCAUGCUCCUCCCUGAAUGCCUUGAUCAGCUCAUGGCAUCAGUCCUGCCAAUGGCUGGAUCGUGUGAAUAAGGCAGAUUCGCGGCGCGCACAAGGCCGACCCAAGUCGCGACUAGAUGGACGGCUAGUAGCAAUCAAGGAUAACAUUUGCACGCGCGACCUUCCCACCACCUGUGCCUCGAGAGUUUUGGACAGUUUCAUUAGUCCGUUCAAUGCGACUGUCGUUCAACAAUUGGAGGAUGCUGGAGCUAUUGUUGCCGGGAAGGCUAAUCUCGAUGAAUUCGGCAUGGGUUCACAUUCGGUUAAUUCUUAUUUCGGCCCGGUCAAGAAUAUGUACUGCGGUCGCGAUGCAGAAGAUUUCUCAGCUGGCGGAAGCUCGGGGGGCAGUGCGGUGGCUGUCGCAACAGAACAAUGCUACACAGCACUGGGAACCGACACGGGAGGCUCCGUUCGACUUCCUGCUGCCUACACGGGAUUAGUAGGUUUCAAACCUUCUUACGGACUCAUUUCCCGUUGGGGGGUAGUCGCCUAUGCAAAUUCAUUGGAUACGGUGGGUAUUUUCGGAAGAAAGGUGUCUGGCGUACGUGAUGUUUUCGACAUCCUGAAUCAGCACGACCCGCGAGACCCAACAAGUCUCUCUCUUGAUUCUCGAUCGCGCAUCGAUGCUCAACUUAAUUCAGCUUGCCUUGCGUCGCGGAUGAAGACGAACUCCCUCAAGAUUGGAGUCCCUGUGGAAUACAACAUCUCUGAGCUCGACCCUACUGUACGACGUGCCUGGUCUCGCUCACUGAAUUACAUGCUACACCAGGGACAUUCCAUUCACCGCGUAUCUUUACCAACAACCAAACUUGCUUUGUCUGCUUACUACGUCCUUGCGCCCGCCGAAGCAUCCUCCAAUCUAGCAAAAUUUGAUGGUGUUCGGUUUGGAACGAGCCUUGAUGGUGACAACUCUGAUUCUCAAAUAGCCGGCUAUCUAUAUGCACAGACGCGAGGUCAAGGGUUUGGCCCUGAAGUCAAGCGAAGAAUAUUACUUGGGACAUUUAGUCUGAGCGCCAGCGCUAUAGACAACUACUUCAUACAGGCACAGCGCAUUCGACGUCUCGUACAGCAAGACUUCAAUGCGGUAUUCCUGGCGGACCACCCACUGAUGCCUUAUCGGGUUAAUGACGCCGCUCUGAAACCGACAAGCAACCAAGCCCAGGUUGAUGUUCUAAUAUGUCCGACAGCACCGUCUCCGCCGCCAGUUCUGUCGACCCUAGGUAGCGGAAGUGCCAGUUACUCCCCAUUGCACGCUUAUACAAAUGAUGUCUUUACGGUGCCUGCCAGCUUGGCAGGUCUUCCAGCUGCCUCGGUUCCGGUCACAGUAGGAAGCUCCGAGAGCUUAGCUGGCGUCCAAAUAAUAGGCCAGUACGGUGAUGACGCACUAGUCUUAAGGGUGGCUGAAAUGCUUUCCGGCAAGCGCCUCUAGAGACAGAAUCAACAGGCAUGUACUUUUGAUUACCUAUCUCCAUGGAAAGGAACUUGUAAACUACUUAGUCAAAACUUGUUAGCCAUGAGUAAAGCAAACGCUCCUGGCUUGUGAGGCUUGGCGGCGCCCGAGUGUAACUGCAUGCACUGUCAAUGUACAUACAUUGAUAGGAUUGUUAGCGGCACAAUGAACAUCCUCGAU